AAAAAAUAUUUCAAAGAAAUCUUAUUUCCAAAAAAAUAUUUAUUUUGAAAAAGUUGUUUAAAAAAAUUCCCAUAGAAAAAUUUAAUAAUAAAAUAGUUUGAUCGUGAAACAGGAGAAACCUAUUCCGGAUUUGUCCAGCACCACCGCCAAACCUGAAGGAGUUGGUGGCGCACAGAUUUGCCAAAGCAAUGGCUACUGAAGAAGACUCCGUUGAACAAGCAGCUGUUGCACGUCGAGAGAGACUGAGGGCUCUCAAAGCUGCCAAGGAACUCUUGGAUACUCCAGAUGAUGACACUGAAACUGCCAAAGAUGAUAAUCCAGGCAUGAAAUUUCGAAAUUAUGUUCCUCAAGAUAAGGAGCUUCAAGAGGGUAAGCUUGCUCCACCAGUGCUACCAAAGUUUGAAGACCCUGUCGCAGCUGCACCCCCACCAUCAGAGAAGACGCAGGAUCCAUUUCUCAACAUUGCCCCAAAGAAGCCAAAUUGGGACCUGCGUAGGGAUGUGCAAAAGAAGCUUGAUAAACUUGAAAGACGCACACAAAAGGCAAUUUAUAAACUUAUGGAGGAACAAGAAAAAGAAAAGCUGCUUGGUGAAGAGGGCAUAACAGCCGAGGAAAAUUAGUGGUAAAUUUAUCUCAUCAAAGAUUUGAGGAAAGCCUUUUAAUCACCUGUCAAGGAUAGAAUUGUAGUCUAUUGGCCGAGCCAAAAGUUAUAGCUUAUUGAGAGAACCAAUUUGUUAGACCAGAAUUCCAAAAUUUUAAUUUUUGUUAAUGUGCAAUAAUGAACCAUGUUGUAAGUUCAAUAGGCUAUUUCUGUCUGUCUAGAUGUAAUUUUCUACAGGACUGUGACUUAAGAUUAAGAUGCCAUAAGUUUGAAAUCUAAAGCUGAAAAGCAACUUUGGGGUUUUA
Molecule: messenger RNA, 906 nt
Organism: Hevea brasiliensis (rubber tree)
Lineage: Eukaryota; Viridiplantae; Streptophyta; Magnoliopsida; Malpighiales; Euphorbiaceae
Exons: 5
Coding region: 189-620 (143 amino acids)
Cellular component (GO): post-mRNA release spliceosomal complex; U2-type spliceosomal complex
Source: RefSeq, a predicted model, not a curated record